Messenger RNA from Tricharina praecox, 2474 nucleotides. RefSeq lists its product as uncharacterized. Gene Ontology annotation, cellular component: cytoplasm; actin filament. Gene Ontology annotation, biological process: actin filament polymerization. The transcript has a single exon. Lineage: Eukaryota; Fungi; Ascomycota; Pezizomycetes; Pezizales; Pyronemataceae. Gene Ontology annotation, molecular function: actin binding; microtubule binding. The record is from RefSeq and is a predicted model, not a curated record. Bases 178 to 2145 code for a protein of 655 amino acids.
AUCCGUUCGAGCUUGGCGUUUUACCACGAUUUGCAACAUUUUUCUCGCAGGGUCUGACUUCUGCCAAAGCUAUCAAAGCUAGCGGCUCGGCAACGGUCAUACUAGAGCCAGCUAUCACCAUCGCCAACCGCCGUCAGCAGCAGCUCCUGUCAAGUUUCAACGCUUCACUCACUCAGUAUGGAUCGCCUCAAAUCUAUGUCGAACGCCGUCAAGGAGCGGAUACCAGGGCAAGAGCCGAAGUCGUCGUAUGCGGGGUACGGCGACUCACGGAAAUCGACUCCUCCCGGCCGCCUCCGCAGCUCCACGUCCGAGGGAGGGUUGGGCGAGCGGUUUACGGGCUUGGUGAAGCGCGUUACGGGCAAAGAUGAAGAGGAAGAACGAGUUGCGCGUCCAGUGGCCGCUCUGAAGGAUCCAAAUUCCUUCGCGCCUCCGCCGAAGCACCGUGCUGCCUACGGAGACGAUGUGGCCUCCGCCUCGAUCCGUAUGGGCUCCCAGCCCCCGCCUGUGCCUACGAGAAGGGCUACGAUUGAAGAUGGUGCGAGACCCCCGCUACCGCCGCGUCUGCCGCCGAGAAGGUCGCCGGCUACGGAUACUACUGCUGCGUUUCCCGAGGAAAGACAGGUUUCGGGAGAGGAUUUGGCCCACAGAGGUGGAUUGAGCUCCGGCUCCGUCGGUGCGCUUAGGCGGUUGGGGAAUUCAGGGAUCACGAUUCCCGGGUUCGAAACGACCAGCUCUACGAAGAACCAAUCCUCCACGAAGACGUCCAUACUGCCACCGCCACCACCAUCACCUGGAAGUCGUCCUUCCAUCAGCUCCUUAGGAGACCGCUUCUCAAAGUCCAAUCCCGAGGCUCCAGCUACGGGUACCACCUUCAAAGAGAAGCAGGCAGCGAUCAAAACGGCGAACUCAUUCUACAAAGACCCCACGAAGGUUUCAUUCACAGACAUGAAAGCUGCAGCUGGUACCGCUAGGAACUUUCAGCAGCGUCAUGGAGAGCAGGUCGCCGAGGGCGUAAGGGUCGGGAACAAGCUGGGACUGAUCCCAGGCAAUGCCGAGACACCACCAGAAGCCUCUCAUCAUGAACCCCCACCGACGCCAACGCGGGCACAUAUCGAACCCCCGCCGACGCCAACGCGGGCACAUAUGCAACCCCCACCUCUUCCCGCGAAGAAAAAGCCACCGCCACCCCCGCCGAAGAAGAAACCGAUAUUAGCCACACCGAGCCCCCCACCUCCGCCGAUCCCUGCAGCCUCCCGCCCGCAUCAGUCAUCAUCUUUAGCAAAAUGCUCCUCGUUGCCCAAUUGCGGUCAUCCAACCGACACCGUUUCGGAGCUCCCAUGCGAUUUAGAUCUUUCCCUCGAGCAGGAAUGGUUCACCACAUCUUUGAUGCGCUUCCCGCCGAGCAUUCACAACAAUCCGUACAAGGCGUAUCGCACAUCCAACUCCUGGACACGCUCAGCCGCUGGACGCGCCAAGCACACGCUGCUACUCUCACUCCUGUGGACGCAAAACCUCUCCUAUACGCUGAUCAGACUAACCUGGGAUGCAUCUGCGCCGGCCGCCACCGUCAAAGCGGAGCAGCGUCACUUCCCGCCUCCGCCUCCUCUUUCCGCACAGGAGCUGCACACACAGGAAGGCCGGGGGCACGAAAUCGUCGAGUGGUGCGAACAGAGAAUAGGCACUCAGGUGGGCAAUGGCGAGUGCUGGACUCUGGCGCACGACGCACUCGAAGCCACUGCGGGCCUCAUGUCGAGCCAGCAAACAACGCACGGAGCCUGCAUCUUCUCCCACUAUCCCCCCUCACCUCCACAAAAAACCGAGGGUGUCGACAUCCGACGUGGCGAUAUCCUGCAGUUCCUGAGCGCAAAGUGGGUUUACCCUGACGGGGGAUGGACUACGGCGGGUGCUCCCGACCACACGGCCGUCGUUACCGAUGCCUGGAAGGAGGGAGAGACGUGGGUGUGUGAGGUGCUCGAGCAGAACGUCGGCGGGGUCAAGAUUGUGCAGACUGGAAAGUAUCGUCUGGGUUCAGGCAGCGGCAUGUGUCAGGGGGGCGUCAGAGUUUUCCGUGCUGUCGAGGACGAGAGAGGCUGGCAUAGGGGAUGCUCGGGUGGUUCCAGCGAACCUCUGGUCUGGGAGGAAUAGAAACCGGAGCAAUGGAUAGAUAUGGAGUAUGAGUUGGCGAGAUGAGCAAUUGUUCAUCCGUCACUAUGUUAUGUAGCUAUGAGGUUCGCUCGCGAUGAGCGGAGCGAGUGAUAUCGGAAAAGCUUCGAGAACGGCUUUGUCUCCGCAAAACGUGGGGUGGUAUGUGGUCAGCAAGCAUGAUUUGCGGUAUAUAAUUCCUUUACUCUGUCGUCCUUCCUUUUUGUCUGUAUGUUUGUUUACGAGAAAAGCAUUAAACACGGCGGAAGCCUGAAGGCCAUCAUCAUCUAUAAAUAGAAUCUGAAUUUUCAAGAGCUGUAGUAGAAGUUACG